AUUUAAACAAAUUUGACAAAAUGCCAUGCACAAAAAUGUAUUGGAAGGGAUUUAACAGGAUCCCCGAUAUACGUACAAAGAUACGACUGACAUUAAUGACCUCAGUGACGUCUUGUGAGAAGUAUUUGGUUACAUUUAUGUGGUGUGAGCGAACGAAACGCGGAAACAAGCAGUAUUUAUUUACAAAUGUGGAGUGAGGAAACUUGUUGUACAGCCUCGUUCGCACCUACAGGAAAACCAUGAGAUGCGAGGAGACACAUGCCCUUAUAUGGGUUUUGACAUUGAGCUGCAAUCUCUGCUUAAUCACAGCAUUUUGUGAGAGGCGUUGCAGUCAGUAUCCUAACAACGAGAAACAAUUCGAGUUCAAGUGUAGGAGGAGGACUUCUAUGUUUUACGUCGAUGUAAGGAGCUCAAACACGACCAAUGGAAACUGUGGUGGUGUGGUCACGUGCUCCGGUCUGCAACCGGAAGUUCUGAGAGCAGUAGCUGAAUCGUGUUACUGGAAUCCUAAGUGCAAGUUCCCCCUCAACAAGGAUCAGCCAAAUAUACUCAACAUCAAUGGAAACUGUGUAAACGUCCGACCACGUGUGCUCCACGCCAGGGCCUUGUGUGUGCGAAGAAAUAAAAUCUUGCAAUCUCCUCAGAGCAGACUGACGAAGAAGGAUGGGGUCAUCAGAUCGCAUCAGAAUUUCCCAUGGGAUUACCCAUCCACACAGUCAUACCAACAAACGGUCUUUAUUGCAAAGCCACGUAAAAAGCUUCGGAUCACUUUUCUAGCUGCUGAAGUUGACACUACAUCGGACAUAAUAUUUUUCAUGAAUGGAACGUCACAGGUCAACGUGACCGGCAGCGACAUUAACAACAAUUUCGAGUUCCCGAGCGGCGACGUGACGUUAGUGUUUAGCGUUGGCUCCACGUCAAGACUUGGGAAGGGCUUUCUUCUUUGUUUUGUAUGGUUGAAAAACAGUUUCCCGGACGCGCGCCGCCAUGCUUGUGACCUUGUGAGAGGUGUCAAAUGUUUGUCCGGAACUGUGAAGGCGCAGUCACGGGGGUGACCUUGGAUCUAGACGGAAUGACGUUGUUAUACUAACGUGCUUCACAGAACAGGAACGGCAGGAACUCUCUCCAGUGGCAAGAUUGUCGUCACCGCGUCCCUUGACCUUGAAAAAUUUCAUGUAUGUAAUCAUUGUUUGUUAUGGGUACUCCAGGUGAAAUUGUAGAUAAAUAAUAAAUAUAAAACCCCGGAAUGUAAA
Messenger RNA from Haliotis rubra (blacklip abalone), 1253 nucleotides. RefSeq lists its product as uncharacterized. The transcript has 5 exons. NCBI's taxonomy places the organism in Eukaryota, Metazoa, Mollusca, Gastropoda, Lepetellida, Haliotidae. The record is from RefSeq and is a predicted model, not a curated record. The coding region runs from base 240 to 1055 and encodes 271 amino acids.